Molecule: messenger RNA, 2056 nt
Organism: Benincasa hispida (wax gourd)
Lineage: Eukaryota; Viridiplantae; Streptophyta; Magnoliopsida; Cucurbitales; Cucurbitaceae
Product: alpha/beta-Hydrolases superfamily protein
Biological process (GO): lipid catabolic process
Source: RefSeq, a predicted model, not a curated record
GAUUUUAGAGAAAAACGUGGUGUUGUGGAUAGGUCACGCGGAAAUUUGAGAUAGCCAAAAUUCACUCUCCAAGUUCAUUCACACACUAGCCAAAAUUGCCAAUUUUCUUCAAAAAAUUUCUCUCCAUCUCAACAAUCCAAUCCACCAUGUUCUUCUCCAGAUCCAAUUUUCCCCCAAAUUUCACACAUUCUCCCAAAUUCGUAACCCCAAUUCCAAAUACAGUCGUUGACUUCCAGGAAAAUCUGUAUGAUAUAGUGUUCCUUCAAGCUUAGAUCAUAGGCAUCAAUGUCUAUCUUAUGUGGUGUGCCUAUCCUUGAGUGUGUAUGCUGUCUCGGAUGUGCUCGAUGGGUCUGGAAACGAUGUCUCCACACAGCUGGUCAUGACAGUGAAACUUGGGGGUUUGCUACUCCUGAUGAGUUCGAGCCUAUUCCCCGAAUUUGUCGAUAUAUCCUAUCCGUGUAUGAAGAUGAUAUUCGAAAACCCCUUUGGGAACCGGUUGGUGGGUAUGGAAUCAAUCCAGAUUGGUUACUCAUGAAGAAGACAUACAAAGAUACACGAGGACGAGCUCCUCCAUAUAUUUUAUAUCUUGAUCACAAUCAUGCCGAUAUUGUUCUUGCCAUCAGGGGACUUAAUAUGGCAAAGGAGAGUGAUUAUGCAGUUUUAUUGGACAACAGGCUGGGAAAGAAGAAAUUUGAUGGUGGAUAUGUUCACAAUGGGCUUCUGAAGGCAGCUGGUUGGGUUUUGGACAAUGAGAAUGAAACUUUAAAGGAUUUGGUGAAGAAGUAUCCAGAUUACACCUUGACAUUUGCUGGGCAUUCUCUUGGCUCCGGAGUCGCAGCCAUGCUAACUUUAGUAGUAGUACAGAAUCACAAAAAAUUGGAAAAUAUUGAUCGGAAACGGAUAAGGUGUUAUGCCAUUGCUCCUGCCAGGUGCAUGUCCCUAAAUUUGGCAGUUAGAUAUGCAGAUGUCAUCAACUCUGUUGUCCUUCAGGAUGACUUUUUACCGAGGACUGCCACACCUUUGGAAGACAUUUUUAAGUCACUCUUCUGUUUGCCAUGCCUUCUAUGUCUGAGAUGUGUUCGGGAUACAUGUAUAUCAGAGGAUAAGAUGCUCAAAGAUCCAAGGAGACUUUAUGCACCUGGUCGACUCUAUCACAUUGUUGAGCGAAAACCCUUCAGGUGUGGGAGGUUUCCGCCAGUUGUGAAGACGGCUGUUCCAGUGGAUGGGAGGUUUGAACACAUAGUUCUUUCUUGUAAUGCAACUUCAGACCAUGCUAUCAUUUGGAUAGAGAAAGAAGCCAAGCGGGCCCUGGAAUUAAUGCGCAAGGCUGAUAAGGUCAUGGAGAUACCACCCCAACAGAAGAUGGAGAGGCAAAAGACUUUAGCCAGAGAGCACAGUGAAGAGUACAAGGCUGCAUUGCAGCGGGCCGUGACAUUAGCUGUGCCACAUGCAUAUGCGUUUUCUCCAUAUGGAACCUUCAGCCAAACAGAAGAAGGGGAAGAAAAAGAAUCACCUGCAUCGAGUGGAGGGUCGUUGAGGAGGAAGAAAGAAACUUGGGAUGAACUGAUUGAGCGUCUGUACGACAAGGAUGAUUCAAGGCACACAGUGUUGAAGAAAUCACACAGUAGUAUUUAACGUUACACAUUAUAUUCAUUCAUAUCAAUACUUGUUACAUGAUGGAGUUUCCUCGGAUGAAUCUAUGGUACGACAUCGGAUUAUCUUUGAGGAUGUUGAUUUUCUUGGCUUCAAUUGUUUGAAGAUGAUGGAAAAUAUGCAGUGUUCAUCCAAUUUUUUAGAAGUGUGAUGAAGUUCAACAAUAUUUUUUUGAUGUGUUACUUGUAAGUUUCUUCAUUGUAGGAAGUGAAUAUUUAUAUUAGGUAAGUUUGUGGAGGUAGAUAGAUUUUUUUUUAUAGCACAUUCUAUACCAUUGUUUAAAUGUUCGAAAAAUUAUAUAUCAACAAUAGCUCUAUGUAAUAGUGUGUGAUAAAGAUCGAUACUUCUGCUUAAUAAUCGUUUUUGGAAAAAAAUACAGUUCUGGUCCCCAAAAUUUGAGCCA